Messenger RNA from Zophobas morio, 543 nucleotides. RefSeq names its product exosome complex component RRP45-like. Bases 253 to 543 code for a protein of 96 amino acids. Lineage: Eukaryota; Metazoa; Arthropoda; Insecta; Coleoptera; Tenebrionidae. The record is from RefSeq and is a predicted model, not a curated record. The transcript is spliced from 7 exons.
UUUAGGUGUGGAGCAUACGCGUUGAUGUUCAUGUGCUCGAUCACUGUGGAAACUACAUUGAUUGCGCCUGCCUCGCUGUUUCGGCUGCUCUUCGCCAUUUUAGAAGACCAGACAUUGCUAUUUCAGGAGACGAAGUUGUUAUUUACGACAUCCUCGACCGCCCUCCCGUGCCUCUAAGCCUCCACCAUCUUCCGCUGUGCAUCACCUGCUCGUUUUUUGACUCUGGGUUCCCUUUAUCCAUAAGAGAGCGUGAUGCGCGGGCGCCUCGUCCUUGGCGUGAAUGUCCUGAAGGAAAUCUGCGCUAUACAGCACAACGGUGGCGUACCUCUAUCAAAAGAUCAGAUUAACAGGUGCGCAGAGAUUGCCUUCGUUAAGGUUCAGGAACUUACUUCUUUAAUGGAUAAAGCCUUGCAAUUCUUGCCUGUAAAGAAAAAAGUUGUAAGUCACGCACUCCAAAGGGAAAACGAAACUUUAUCGUCCGGAAAGGGCGCAGAGGUGGGCAGUCAAAGCGAAGAGGAGGAAACUAUAUUGUUAAACUUAUAA